GAGUCAGCAAAUCCACUCACAUAAACAGAACGGACGUGUAAGCAAGCGGACGGGUCCGGAUAUCGCGGUGGCCGUGGGUUGAACAGUUUUCCUGAAGACGGGCUAUCUGGAACAAGUGUGUGCGGUGUAGCGACGGAUUGUUCCAGUCUUGUGGGUUCCUCGUCGGAACAAUCGCGGAAGUGUUGCGGUGAUAGAGGUUUGUUACGGUGGAGUUCUGCGGAACAGGGGAAAAGUGAAGGGAUAGGUAUUUUUGUGGUGUCAGCAGCAGCAGUGACUGGAAUCUGGAAUUACGGAAGAAGACAAGGUUGCGUUGGAGGAAGUUGGGUUUCUUUUUGCCGGAACACGACUGUCGUUCAAGUUUCAGAUCAAAGCCUGCUUAGCUAAGAAUCAAGUUGAAGUUUACAAAAGGUCGUGUAGUUUGAAAUUGUCCAAAGUGGAAUUCCGGUCCAGCAUCGGAUUGUAUACGUGUACACACCACGGAAGAAAGUGAACACACUCAGAAAAAAAAGAGAGAGCUAUUUUUGGGAAUAUAUACGGAAGUGAGUGUAAACACUGUCGUUUUGUUAGUUAAUUUAUGUUGCAGUAAACGUGUAAAUCCUCACGUGUGAUAUGUUUAUUAGCGUUUUGUGCGAAAGCUAGUGCUACUUUAGUUUUUUUUUCGACCAGUUACUAGCGCUACACCAGAGGCACGACGACGAGCCUUAGCGAGUGAAUAAUUUAUGGCCGCAAAAUAUUUAGUUGGCGUGUGGAGCCGCUAGUGGAACCAGCAGCUGCCUCGACGAUCCUUGCCAUUCCAGCUACACGUGGUCGUCGCCCUCGCACGUGGUGGCAGCCGUGGCAACAAGAGAGGAAAAGUAGUAGUGCGGGCUGUGAUGUGUUAAUGAAAUUCAAUUCCUAUUUAUCGCCAGUAGUGGCCGGAAGCGUUCCGGUGAACAGGUCUCGCAGGUUUGGUCUCGCGGGGGGCCAGACAGACACACCGCAGCUCUACAGUAGCAAGUGAGGUGGUGUAGCGUUUCAACCCGGGCUCUUUCUUCGUGGCGGGUGGAAAAGAAGCCACGGAAGUGGAAAAUCAACCGCGUGUGGAAUCUCGGGCUGGCAUUCCAGCUGCAGCCAGCAGCUGCUGAAAGUGUGUACGUGUGUGUGUUUCUGUUAUAACUCCAUUAGAAGCAACGGCGGGCCCCCGGUGGUCGUAAUGACCAACAUCAACUACUCGAGAAUGUUUCGGGGCAAGAUUCGUACCAACACGUGCCGGAUCGUGCUGCUGACGUCGCUGGUCUGGCUGCUGAUCGAUGUGAUACUGAUCAUGAACUACGCCGACUGCCUCGGCGGCUCCAGCUGGCUGUGCAAGCGGCCCGGCGAGUACGACGUUGAGGUGAGUCAUCCAAACAUGUUGACAUUUUGGGGAGACUUUGUACUUUAAUGCAAACGUUCGUUACCACUGGCAUAUGAGCA
This is a messenger RNA of Culex pipiens pallens (northern house mosquito), 1452 nucleotides long. It is a transcript of the gene Pgant5, whose product is annotated as polypeptide N-acetylgalactosaminyltransferase 5. The transcript is spliced from 2 exons. Bases 1193 to 1420 code for a protein of 75 amino acids. Lineage: Eukaryota; Metazoa; Arthropoda; Insecta; Diptera; Culicidae. The record is from RefSeq and is a predicted model, not a curated record.